Molecule: messenger RNA, 1647 nt
Organism: Solanum dulcamara
Lineage: Eukaryota; Viridiplantae; Streptophyta; Magnoliopsida; Solanales; Solanaceae
Product: probable pectate lyase 18
Exons: 4
Coding region: 84-1295 (403 amino acids)
Molecular function (GO): pectate lyase activity
Source: RefSeq, a predicted model, not a curated record
UUCUCAACCCAAAUUCUCCGUUUUUCCUACUCUGUUUUCUUAAAUACAAAGCUAAUUGAUUAACCAGACAAACAACAGACAAUAUGGGCACUUCCUCUCUUUCUUUACUAUUCCUCCUGUCUUUCCUUCUCCUCCUUCCGUCCCUCUUUGCCUCCUCAAAUCCCCAAGCUGUUGUAGAUGAAGUACAUAGGAGCAUAAAUGGUUCGAGGAGGAAUUUAGGCUUUCUUUCGUGUGGUACCGGAAACCCGAUCGACGAUUGCUGGCGUUGUGAUCCAAAUUGGGAGAAAAACCGCCAGCGGUUAGCUGACUGUGCAAUUGGCUUUGGUAAAAACGCUAUUGGUGGCAGGGACGGUAAAAUCUACGUGGUGACAGACUCGGGUAACGACGAUGCCGUCAAUCCAAAGCCGGGGACUCUCCGGCAUGCGGUUAUUCAAACCGAACCGUUGUGGAUUAUUUUCGCAAGGGACAUGGUGAUCCAAUUAAAAGAGGAAUUAAUUAUGAAUUCGUUUAAAACUAUUGACGGAAGGGGCGCUAGCGUACACAUUGCUGGUGGUCCGUGUAUAACUAUACAGUACGUGACGAAUAUAAUUAUACACGGAAUUAAUAUACACGAUUGUAAGCAAGGUGGGAAUGCUAUGGUGCGGAGCAGUCCAUCGCAUUACGGAUGGAGGACUGUUUCUGAUGGUGAUGGAGUGUCGAUAUUUGGUGGGAGCCAUGUUUGGGUGGACCAUUGUUCUUUGUCUAACUGUAAGGACGGCUUGAUUGACGCAAUUAUGGGGUCUACAGCAAUUACCAUUUCAAACAAUUACAUGACACACCAUGAUAAAGUUAUGCUCUUGGGACAUAGUGAUUCAUAUACUCAAGACAAGAACAUGCAAGUCACUAUUGCUUUUAAUCACUUUGGAGAAGGUCUUGUCCAAAGAAUGCCAAGAUGUAGACAUGGUUACUUCCAUGUGGUGAACAAUGACUACACACAUUGGGAAAUGUAUGCCAUUGGGGGAAGUGCUGAUCCCACCAUCAAUAGCCAAGGGAACAGAUUUCUUGCCCCUGAUAUCAGGUUCAGCAAAGAGGUUACAAAGCACGAGGAUGCACCGGAGAGUGAAUGGAAGAAUUGGAAUUGGAGGACAGAAGGGGACCUAAUGUUAAAUGGUGCAUUUUUUACACGAUCAGGAGCCGGAGCUAGUUCAUCAAGUUAUAUUAAAGCUUCAAGUUUAAGUGCAAGGCCUUCUUCAUUAGUAGGCAACCUUGUGUCUGGUUCUGGAGUGCUCAAUUGCCGAAAGGGUUCACGUUGCUGAUUAUUAUAAUUAUUAUUUCCUAAAGAAUACACGAAAAAAAAAGGAAUUAAUUAUUUAACUAGGUUUUAUUCUACUAAAAAUUGGUUUUGAUUUUAAAAAAAGGAUGUAAUUUGAAGAAAAAACCAUUUAGUGAGGGUGAAAAAGAAAGGGAAAAAAAGUGUAGGGUUGUGCUUUUAUGGUCUUUUUCACUCUCUUCAAUUUUAUUUUUACUUUAAGCUUUUUUGACUUGAUUGUCAAAUACAACCUCGGUCUGCUAUUCUCAGCCAUUGGGACUUUUUGUUCUUGUUGGUUUUAGAGAAAUGCAAGCUAAGAAGUGUUGAUCUAUACAUCAAUAUAUGUAUUUAAUUUUGAA